Molecule: messenger RNA, 7162 nt
Organism: Scatophagus argus
Lineage: Eukaryota; Metazoa; Chordata; Actinopteri; Scatophagidae
Exons: 18
Source: RefSeq, a predicted model, not a curated record
AAAGGCCCUGAUGAUAAGAAGUUGGUUUGGUCUCAAGAUAAGCCUGGCCAUGAAGUGUAAAGUCCUAGUCUAUGUCGCCUUCCUGACUCUCAUGAAGAAUGUGUCUCCAAGUGACAUUCAGGCCAGCCCAAAUACAAAUGCAACCUUCCCCUGUAAUGUGACGUUCCCUGUUGCUUUGAAGAGGGACAAAGUAGACAUGUCUCUCAUCAAAGCCAGCUGGAGGAGUAACGGCUCUGACAUUGCCUCAUUCAGUAAAGCAUCAGAACAAAUAACAGAAGGCUUCAGCUGGGACACCAGAGAUUUCAUCAAUGGGGACUUUUCACUGACCGUCCUCAGGGCCAGUCUUGACCUGCAGGGGGUGUAUGAAUGCACAGUCAGCUACAACUCCACAAUGCAGCACUCCAGUAACGUUACAUUUAGCAUCCUCUCUUCCCCUGCUCUCUCAGUCCCUCAGCAGUGGGUUGUGUUGGAAAGAGACAGCCAGCUUAAAUGCCACGCAUAUGGCUACUACCCUCCUCCUGUGUCUUUCUCGUGGACCAGAAACGGGCAAGUGAUUCAGCCUCCCUAUCACACUGAAGGUGAACGGACUCCAGAUGGGUACUACAUGGCCAUCGGCAACCUGACCUUCUAUCCUUCCCGUCAGGACCAGAAUGUGACCUUUGGCUGCAAAGUUUCACACAGUGGCAGUGAUCAGGAGCUGGAUUUCCGACUCAAUAUCACCUAUCUCCCUAUUGUUAGACUUUCAGCCUUGCCCUCACAGUCCAAAAACAUCCCUCUCACGCUUUACUGUGAUGUGGAGAGUUUCUAUCCAGAGGAAGUGUCUGUGUCCUGGCUUCAAAAUGGCACACUUCUCCCUGAGCCACCUGCCACUCAGCAAAACCCAGACGGGACCUACAGAAGCAGACGUUUUCAUACUUUGAGCUCCCAGCAAAGAGAACAAGGUGGCAAAGUUGAGUGUGCAAUAAAUCAGCCUGGAGUUGUGCAUCCAGUCAGUGCCUCAGCAUACCUAGAAAAACUGGAUCCUCAAGAUGAACCUCCGGUGUUGACUAAAUCAGCCAAAGCAUCUGUGGCCAUGAUGUGUAUUUCUCUGGUGCUGGUCUUCCUGCUCUGCUUUGGCUUUUCUUGGAGGAGGAGGGAUGAGAAACAGAAGUCUCUGAAUGUUUCAGGGAUCAUCCUCCCUCCACGUGUGACUGUAGGCCAAAAGGGCAGGGUGACAGUAAGCAUUGAGGGCAGGAGGGUAGACCGAGUCCUGACUGCAUGGUUCCUCAAUGACACCCCGAUCUCUGACACUUCACUGACAGUAUCAGAGAAAGGUCCUCUGCUGCCCUCCAGAGGCGAGAUGGGUUACUACAAGCUGCACACGCAGGGGCCGCUGCACUCAUCUGGAAGUGACACUCAACAGCUGAUCUCCUCCCUCACCUUCAUCCCUCAGAUUUCUCUCCACAAGGGGGCGGUGUUUAAAUGUCAGGUGUCCUACGCAGGCAAAGACAAGAUUGUGGUGGAGAAGGUGUCAGAAAAGUUUACAAUUCUGUCUGCUCCAGAAGUAUCAGAAAUUCAGCUGGCAGAGACACAAAAUGACUCCAAUGUCAUCAGUAUGACUGUCAAGGCAUCACAUUUUCAUCCUGAUGUCAUUACCUUCCGCUGGUUCUGCCAGGGGGGUGAGCUGAGCCCUGUGGCUUCCCAGGCUUCAUCCUCACCUCGACCCAAUUCUGAAGGCUUGUUUUCAGCCUACAGUCAAUGUAAACUGCCCCUGAGUGAACUGGAAAAGGGAAGCACAAAAGUGUGGGUCAGUGUCCACCACAUUUCCCUGAAGCAACCGAUCACUCGUGAGACCACAGGCUUCAUCAAGAGGCCAUGUGUAUCUGAAAUCGUCAGCUCCGCUGCUUCCCCAGGUCAGACUUUGACCUUGGGAUGUGAAAUCACAGAUUUCUACCCUCCAAACAUAUCUGUCACCUGGCUGAAGCUCAGAGAGGGAGAGCAAGAUGACCGAGAGGAGGAGGUGAUAGAGGGAGGAGAGAUGUGGGGCCCCAUACAGACUCAUUCCAGACUCUACAGGGCCACAGCCGCACUGACAAGAAGGGCAACACAUCAAGAGAAAAAGGAGCGUGGAGGAGGGCUUAUAUGUAGAGUGGAGCACUGUUCCCUAGCUGAGCCUAUUGAGAGACACUGGAGAAAUGGUGACAUAGUUGCUCCCUCCAUUCCUGCAUCGAUCUCAGUGUGUUGGAGCAGUGAAGGAGUUGGUGUGUUCUCUCUCCUGUUGAAGGGAGGUCACCCUAAGGUCAAACUACUCUGGGCAGCGGGAGGACUCAAUCUCUCGCCACUGGUGUCCAAUGAGACAGAGGAGAUAGGAGAUGAUGGACAGAGGGAGCUGAAAAGUGUGUGCGCCCUGGAGAGGUCCACAAGCCCGCCAAGUCAAACAAGUAAACAGCUGGAGAGACAGAAGAACGGACAUGCAAUAAAAACAAAAGCUGCUGUCACAGACCCUGACGCUGAGGGAAUAGAAUACAUUGACGAAAAAGUGGAUGGAGAGAAUAACAACAUUGACAGGGACGAGGAAACAACAUCAGAGGCGGAUGAGGAUAGCAACAAAGAGAGGGAGGAAGACCCCAGCGCUCUGCACAUCAACAGAGUCAACUUGAAGAAGGGUCCCAGAGAAAAUGAGAGAGCGCGUCUGAGAGUCUGUGUGGAGAUCACACACCCUGCACUCAAGCUUCCUGUUUACAGAACCUGGACAGGUAAUUAAAUCUGAUGGUCAGAGAAUCGGGGAGGAGGAAGUUUGAAGAUGGACAACGACAGUCCCGUGUCCAGGGUGGAGAGGACUUUUUGGACAGUUUGGUACUAUAUAACUGGAGCAGUCAACAGAUUCCUCAGUCCAGACCCCACUAACACUGUUAGAAAUGAGUCAGACUCCUUCCAGGAUUCUGCAGCUGACAGUGAGCCUGCAAACUGUGGCCAUGCAGAGGGUAAUGCUGGUGAAAUGGAAGUCGUGGGGGAACUGCCUCUUGCAACAGUCUCUGUGGUUAGCUCAUCUCAGCCACUUGUUGCUUGGGAGCUUCCCACCACAGACAUUGACUUAGGGCCCGAUGAAGAAAGAGUGCAGUUCAAAACCCAGCUGAGCAGAGGCAGUGAAGGCAAAGCAUCUGAUGAAGCUGAGGACAUGACAGAAGAACAGUUUGCCCUAACAGGAAAUGAUGGAGCAGGACUGCUCAUCCCUGAAGAUGCAAAAGAAAACAAAGAAGAAGAAAAUGGGGCUCAGAUAUUGUCCACUCAUAGACUAGAUGAGAUGCAGGAGAAUGAUGAGUAUGAAGAACAUAUGAGCACCAGGUCUUCAGGACUUACAGGUGAUGCAGUGAAUGAAGAUGUGGAGGAAAGAGGAAGACAAGCCGUUGCUGAGGAGGAGAUGACACCAAAUGAUCGACAAAAAAUGGAUGAGAACUUAACAAAGAUUGAAACAGAAGAAGAGGAUAAAAUGCUUCAUGAAGAUGAACAAGAUUUGAAGGCAGAAGACGUUGAGGUAAAAUUAUGCACAGUCACGACUUUCAGUCUAGAAGAGGGUGGAGUGCACAUAGAAGAGGCAAAGGUGCAGAGAGACAUGGCAGAUACAGCAGUGAAGCACGAGGGGGUAGAAGAAACCGAUGGUGCAUUACUGCUGGCCUCUGAGAAUGAAAACAAGUCUGAUGAGAGAACAAGACAAGCUGAAAAUCAACUCAUAGUGUGUGAAGAUUUGGCAGAUUAUGACAGAGAUAUCCAGGAAAACCAAAGCUUUACAUCAUUACACGCUGAGUUACAAAUGGACAAAAGUCCAUUUGAAAGCACAUUGGAUGAGAGGGAGCAGGGUGUCAUCACUGAGGAAAAAAAGGGAAGUGAGGCUGCAAACCAAACAACAGAUGAAAUGCCAGCCCAGGAGGACAACAUCAAAUCAGUUACAGAAGGUCAAGAAGAAGACAUUUCAACCAGACAUGUCACAGUCGGUGAAGAAUUCAUGCAGAAUGCUCUAACAGAGCUCCACCCUGUUGAAUUCACAGUUGGAGAACAGGAGGGUGUGGCUAAGGACACAGGCGUACAAACCAAGGCAAGAGAGACAGAUGAUGUUAAAACAGAAAGCCAUGGCGAAGUGAUCGAGGGAAACGUUUACAUGACAACAGGAAACAUUUCUGUAGAUGAGAAAUUUAUUGAUAAAGAUCAAGUAGAAGCUGAGCGACUUCUCAGUGAAAGAGAUGGCAAAGAAAGUUACAUGGAAGUAGCAUGUACAGCCACCUCAGUUACAGUAAAACCUGAAGGCGAGACUGGUCAGGAAAUAAGUGGAGAGUUUAAAAAUACUCCCCCAGGGAUUUGUGAAGGCCAGUUUGUUGUGUCGCAGGAGCUAAAUUCUCCAGCAUAUGAGGAAACACAAGAGGGAGUUCCUGAAUACAACAAUGAACCAGGGCCAGAUGAAAAUACAACACAAAGGUUCCUGGAAGAAGGAGAUUGCAAGGAAAUCCAGAACACGCAAUUACCAGAAGAGGUGGAGAGCAAAGAGCUGGAGAGCUUUCAAAACAGCGACUGUGGCAGUGGAGCUGACUUUUUACUCGUGAGGGAGCAUAUAGAAGAGGAACAAGAACGCACAGAAGAUAUUAAGAACAGCUUUGAGUUGGUGGUGGAGCAGGACACUGGAAUACUGCAUCUCACUGAUGCUGGAUUGUCAGAAGAAGGAGAAACACCACUUGCUGAACCAGUAAUUCAAGGAUCAGGACUUUUAUUUGAGGAAGAGAAAGGACAUUUAUUGGUUGACUCAAUGAAAGCGGUGAUUGAACACUCAGAAAAAGAGUCUGAGAUGCACAUGGGAUUAACAGAUGAGACUGAUGCAACAACAAAACUGCUGCGGGAUGAGACUGAAGAGAUUGUGGUUGAGAAAGAUGAGCUGUUAUGUGAUAUCAAAGAAGCUGAUGGUGCUGGAGAUCACCAGGAGAUGACAGGAGCCAUAGCAGCAGAGGAAGUGGUCGGAUUGGUUGAUGGAACUUCAAAAUUUCCAAAGGCUGAAGUGCAGAAGAUAACAGAGACACACAGGGAGAGGGAAGAUAUUAUAAACUCAGAGCAAAACAGCUGCAGGACAUCAAGUUUAGUAGAAGACAUUACUGAAUCUGGAUUCCUGAAACAGUUGGUUGAGAGUGAGCCUAAAUUACCAGAGGAUAUUGCUGUAGAAAUGCAAGAUGCAUCGAUAGAUAUGGAGAAAUCACAUCACAGAGUUGAGAAGGAAGCAGCAGAAUAUGAAGUGCAGAACAAAAAUGAGAUUGAAAUUUUAAACCUGCAGUUAGCAGAAAUGGCAGCUGGACCAACUACAGAAAGGAAUGAAAAAGAAAACACUUUGACUGCAGAAUCUGAGUCACCAGGCACUCAAAAUCAACUGUCAGCAGAAUCACUUGAAAUAAGCAACAAGGAGACUGAAGCAUCUGGUCAAUCAGUGACAAGUGACUCCGAACCAAACGAUUUGACUGCGAUAUCAGAAGAAGAAAUAUCAAAACCUGUGACAGAAUCAGAGGGGAGUUACGCUGAAGGAUCAGUGAGCCUAGUCGGCGGACAUCAGGAUGUGAUUGAUGAAGAAAUCCUUGACUUGUGGAUACAGACAGCGUUGUCGGAGGACACUGAUGGCACAAAACAAGAAGGCCCUGAGCCUGGACAACAGAUGGACAGAGAAAUAGAGCCAUCUAAGGAGGAACAAAAUGAAACGUCAUCAGUGCAGACAGAGAAGGAUAAAGAGCAGCUUGAGGAGUCCAAUUCAGGGGAAUCUGAGUUAGUGAGUGACCCAGAGAUGUCUUCAUCAGCAGGAGAGUCUGGGUUUUUGGACAAGUCUCCCUGGGAAUGGGGUGCUCAGAACAAUGAAACUCAGCUUUUGACAUCAUCUAGCACUGGGUCAAUUCAAGGCGUAUGCGACAUGUUGUCUAAUAUGUCAGAAUCCACAGACAUCUCUGAACUGUCGACACACCGAUCUAACUCUGAAUCUCAGGAGAUCUUGAUGGAGGAAGCCACUGAGACAGUACAGUCAAACCUGAAAGAGGAGGAAUCAGUCCCUGAGACAGGAUCUCAUCAUCAUAAUUCAGGAGUUACAUCAUCAGAGGCAAGCCAUCUCGAUCAAGACCUAGAUACAUUGCGAGACGACACAGAAGAAGAAACUGGAUCGAAGAAGGAGACUAAUGCUGAGGUAACAGACCUUGCAAUGAAAACCAGCUGGAAAGAUACUGUAGAAGCAGGUGCUAAGUCACUGACAGAGAUGAGUACCCUUUUAAAAGCUGAAGAAAUUGAAGUGGAAGAUGAGCCUCUUGAAAUGACUGUGUCGGACUCUCCGGAGGGAACGGAGCACACUGACUCAGGAUGCUCUAGAAGUGGCUCAGAAGCUUCGUUAAAGGAGGAAAUUUUAUCAACAGAUUCUGGAUCACAAGACGGCAGCUGCACUGAAUCAGAGAAGGAGUUACUGAAGUUGCCCACACUGGAGAAACCACAGACUGAACAGUCAGAAGAUGAUAUUGAUUUAUUAGCUGGCCUAAAUAAGGCUGAGGUGACAGAGGAGCUGACAACAGAGGCUGAAGAUCAGUUGGAGGUUGAUGCCUCUGUGCUGGACUUUACAGCACAAAGGUCACGAAUUGCUGUUAAAAACCCUCGCGUAAGGCCACCCAAAGAUCCCCGCUCCCUGCUGCAUAAACCCUCAGUGGAUCCUACACCCUCUUCACGUCUGCCAGUCAAAAUCCCUGCAGGUGUGCCCUUGGGAGGCUUGGGCAUUGGAAUAAAACUGCCUGGGCUUGGUGCAGGUAUUCCUGUUUUAAAAAAGACACAACGAGUGGUGAGAGAUGAAAACAGCCAGGAAGUCCUCUCACAGAAACCUGAGACGAAUCCAGAGGAGAAGAGAAACACUCCUAAACCAGAUGAGGCACAACACAAACCUAAAUGGAUGCCACCAAGACAGCCAGGAUUUGGAAAUCCACUUAUGUCUGAGCUGAAGACCAAAUUGAAGAAAACACCAAAAAGUGAUUAACUGUAAUGCUUUGUGUGAAUAUCUAAAUAUAUCAUAAAUAUUUUUUGUAUUUAUCAAACUGAAUACAGUGAUGGAAUGUUCAUUUUGUCAAUUACUUGUCUUAUGUUUAACUUUUGUAAUAAAGCUUAACUAAAAAGAAGUAAUGGUAUUUUCUCA